GAGUAAAGAACCAACAAAAGGUAGCAACAAUUCCAAGAACCCUAAUUUGUUUCUCUAUCGCAGUUUUUGAACUCCGCCUGAAGCGCUACGAAAAUCCAUCCUCCAAACUCAUUCAGCUCGGAAAUUGCUCCAACAAUCACUUACCAACGACACCAAUGAAACGUCCCUCUUCGGUCGGAAACCCUGAUACCACCGACUCCCUUUUCCAGAGUAAUAAACGAAUAAUGGAAGGAUCUAUUUUUGGCUUUCGCAAGGCAGAGCCAUCUCAGCAGCAACCAAUGGCGACACCACCAUUGGAUAUGCGUCGGGCUCAAUUGUCUAGACAGCAUGUGAGAGCUCUCAAUGCCCAAUUUGCAAGUUGGGUCCAAACACAACUACAGAAUCACCCCGAUGAACUUUGGGAAGAUGGAGUCCAAGACUACCUGGCUCAUGCUACAAACAUAAUGGAGAAAUUUAAUGACGUUGUUAGUUGGUUGAGAGCAAAAGCUUCUUGUAAUGGAGAAAGUUUCUCUGCAUUGGGAUCUCACGCUGCUCCAAAUAACCUUGUGCUUGAAAGUAAGGAGAACCAGAUAAAAUCAUCUAAGGAGGAAACUGACUUUGCUCGACCUAGUGCAACUGCAGUCUUCGCUCCUUCAUGGGGGUCUGGAGCUCUCUUCUCAAGUCAAAGCCCUUUCACAUUUGGAAACCAGAUCUCAGCUCCCUUAAACAAUGAUGCCUCAAAUGAAGCGGAUGAUGAAGACUUGCAGCAGCCUAGUAGCCCAUCUGUGAAAAAGACUGAAGAGAAGGGUGUUAGUGUGGUGCACGAAGUCAAAUGUAAACUUUAUGUGAAGUCAAGUGAUCCAGCAGAUAAAGAUGCGUGGAAAGAUAAAGGCACCGGCCAGCUCUCCAUCAAAUGUAAAGAGGGGGUCAGCAAGUGCACAAGAGAAUCUAAACCAACAGUUCUUGUUCGAAAUGAUGUGGGGAAAAUAUUGCUUAAUGCAUUGCUAUAUCCAGGCAUCAAAACAAGCUUGCAAAAAAAUUCUAUUGUUGCAAUAUUUCACACUACGCCUGAUAGUGGAAAUGACGGUGGCAACAGUAAUGGUGUGGUGGCACGGACCUUCUUAAUACGGACAAAGACGGAGGAGGACCGGAAUAAGCUAGCAGCAGCGAUUCAAGAAUAUACUCCGGCCGCUUGAAGUAUUCUUUUGGGAGUUAUUUCAUCCCAUUGUAUCACCUUCAAGCUUAAACGAAUUGCAAAUGCAGUGUUGUAAUCUUUGGAUUGAUUUAUUGCGCUGAUUUAUAGUUAUAAUUCAAAAA
Molecule: messenger RNA, 1296 nt
Organism: Rhododendron vialii
Lineage: Eukaryota; Viridiplantae; Streptophyta; Magnoliopsida; Ericales; Ericaceae
Exons: 9
Coding region: 156-1175 (339 amino acids)
Biological process (GO): intracellular transport
Source: RefSeq, a predicted model, not a curated record